AUGAGUUGCGGAGAAAAAAUUGUAAUAAGUGGGAUUGCUGGAAGAUUUCCAGAAUCCGACAAUGUGCUUGAAUUGCAACGUAACAUCAAUGAAAAUAUCAACUUCAUCACAAAAGAUGAACGACGUUGGAGAGAUGACUAUCCAGAUGUGCCUUUUGGAGUUGGAAAAAUUAACAAUAUCACCAAGUUCGAUGCUACAUUUUUUGGCAUCCUACCAAAACAGGCCAACUCUAUGGACCCUAAGAGCAGGAUGAUGUUAGAACACACUUUUGAAGCUCUAAUGGAUGCUGGUAUCAAUCCAAGUGAAUUAAAAGGAACGAACACCGGUGUAUUUAUGGGUUCGAUCUACAUAGAAAAUGAACUUUUAGAUGUACGUAUACAUUGUUUCAUCAUUUAUUACAAUAGUGAACAGAAGUAG
This is a messenger RNA of Trichogramma pretiosum, 417 nucleotides long. RefSeq names its product fatty acid synthase-like. NCBI's taxonomy places the organism in Eukaryota, Metazoa, Arthropoda, Insecta, Hymenoptera, Trichogrammatidae. The transcript is spliced from 2 exons. Gene Ontology annotation, biological process: fatty acid biosynthetic process. Gene Ontology annotation, molecular function: fatty acid synthase activity. Bases 1 to 417 code for a protein of 138 amino acids. The record is from RefSeq and is a predicted model, not a curated record.